Molecule: messenger RNA, 9978 nt
Organism: Xyrauchen texanus (razorback sucker)
Lineage: Eukaryota; Metazoa; Chordata; Actinopteri; Cypriniformes; Catostomidae
Gene: ago3a
Product: protein argonaute-3
Exons: 19
Coding region: 527-3109 (860 amino acids)
Biological process (GO): regulatory ncRNA-mediated gene silencing; regulation of stem cell proliferation
Molecular function (GO): protein binding; RNA binding
Source: RefSeq, a predicted model, not a curated record
CACCAACUUAUUUACCUCAUAACGGGGAAUAAACGAAGUGAAACAAGCGAUAUGUAAAUGUCACCAGCUUCGAGGACGGAUUUAACGGGUGGUCGGGGACUUCAAGUGAAGAGAAAACGUAGUUUUUUAUGAAUUUUUCCCCUGUCAGAUGGGAAUGUAGCUUAGCUGAUUAGCCUGGCCACUAGCAGUAGCAGGUUAGCGCUCUUUGGAGGCGACAUAAGUGAACUUUCACACGUUAUAACGACAUAACACCUCAAUGUUCACUUCUCGCUUUAGCUGGAUUGCUAGCUCGCCGUCACGUCGGUCUGUCAACCGAACCUGAAAUCCGGACGGGAUAGUUGAAUUCACACACGGGAGUCUCGAACGGCCUCUUUAGGUAUACGAGCUUUCGGUGGGAUUUGAACCAACAACCAGAGAUUAUACACUCUGUCGGUUCGGGGCAUCUUUUCCAGCCCCGAGUCCAUUAAGAGUCUAUUGCAGUUCGUCUACUGCGAGCCGGGGACGGAACCGGACAGAGACCUCAUGAAUGGAAAUCGGAACUACAGGAGCCGUUGGGGCCCAGUCCCUGUUCUCCGUGCCACGGAGGCCUGGCUAUGGCACCAUGGGGAAGCCCAUCAAACUGCUGGCCAACUGCUUCCAGGUCGAGAUCCCCAAGAUGGACGUGUACCUCUACGAGGUUGACAUCAAGCCUGAGAAGUGCCCACGCCGAGUGAACAGGGAGGUUGUGGACUCCAUGGUGCAGCAUUUUAAGGUCACCAUCUUUGGGGAUCGAAGGCCAGUUUAUGAUGGAAAGCGAAGUCUUUACACAGCCAACCCACUGCCUGUGGCACCCACAGGGGUGGACCUGGAUGUUACGCUGCCAGGUGAAGGGGGCAAAGACCGACCCUUUAAGGUCAGCAUUAAAUUUGUGUCUCUGGUGAGCUGGCACCUGUUGCAUGAGGUACUAACUGGUCGCAGUAUGCCGGAGCCGCUGGAGCUGGACAAGCCAAUCAGCACUAACCCAGUUCACGCUGUGGAUGUGGUACUACGCCACCUACCGUCAAUGAAGUACACACCUGUGGGGCGUUCAUUCUUUUCUGCCCCGGAGGGCUAUGACCAUCCUCUGGGAGGAGGCAGAGAGGUGUGGUUUGGCUUCCACCAGUCUGUUCGCCCAGCCAUGUGGAAGAUGAUGCUCAACAUAGAUGUAUCAGCCACAGCUUUCUACAAAGCACAGCCAGUGAUUCAGUUCAUGUGUGAGGUACUGGACAUCCACAAUAUUGACGAGCAGCCUCGACCCCUUACGGACUCCCACAGAGUCAAAUUCACUAAAGAAAUCAAAGGUCUGAAGGUGGAGGUGACACACUGCGGAACCAUGCGGAGGAAGUACCGGGUCUGCAAUGUGACCCGUCGCCCUGCCAGCCACCAAACGUUCCCUUUGCAGUUGGAGAACGGUCAAACCGUAGAACGAACCGUAGCUCAGUAUUUCAGAGAGAAGUACAACCUGCAGCUCAAAUACCCUCACCUGCCCUGCCUACAGGUGGGACAGGAGCAGAAACACACCUACCUGCCCCUGGAGGUGUGUAAUAUUGUAGCAGGACAGCGGUGCAUUAAGAAACUGACAGAUAAUCAAACAUCCACUAUGAUCAAAGCCACGGCACGCUCCGCACCGGACAGACAGGAGGAGAUCAGCAGACUGGUGCGCAGUGCUAAUUAUGAAGCAGACCCAUUUGUGCAGGAGUUCCAAUUUAAGGUGCGAGACGAGAUGGCCCACGUGACCGGGCGUGUGUUACCCGCGCCCAUGCUGCAGUACGGGGGCAGGAAUCGCACUGUGGCCACACCCAGUCAUGGCGUCUGGGACAUGAGAGGGAAACAAUUCCAUACUGGAGUGGAGAUCAAGAUGUGGGCCAUUGCCUGCUUUGCCACACAGAGACAGUGCAGAGAAGAGAUACUCAAGGGUUUCACCGACCAGCUGCGUAAGAUCUCAAAGGACGCUGGGAUGCCCAUCCAGGGUCAGCCGUGUUUCUGUAAGUACGCACAGGGAGCAGACAGCGUGGAACCAAUGUUCAGACAUCUGAAGAACACUUACUCUGGCCUUCAGCUCAUCAUCGUCAUUCUGCCUGGAAAAACACCCGUCUAUGCUGAAGUGAAGCGUGUUGGAGACACUCUUCUUGGGAUGGCCACUCAGUGUGUGCAGGUGAAGAAUGUGGUGAAAACGUCCCCUCAGACGCUCUCGAACCUCUGCCUCAAAAUCAACGUCAAACUCGGCGGUAUCAACAACAUCCUGGUGCCGCAUCAACGGCCAUCAGUGUUCCAGCAGCCAGUCAUAUUUUUGGGUGCAGAUGUUACUCAUCCACCUGCAGGAGACGGGAAGAAGCCAUCCAUCGCAGCGGUGGUGGGCAGUAUGGAUGCUCAUCCAAGUAGGUACUGUGCCACCGUGCGUGUCCAGAGGCCCAGACAGGAGGUGAUUCAGGAUUUGGCCUCUAUGGUGCGAGAGUUGCUCAUCCAGUUCUAUAAAUCCACUCGCUACAAACCUACCAGAAUCAUCUUCUACAGGGACGGUGUGUCUGAGGGACAGUUUAGACAGGUGUUGUACUAUGAGUUGCUGGCCAUUCGAGAAGCUUGUAUCAGUCUGGAGAAGGAGUACCAGCCUGGCAUCACGUACAUAGUGGUGCAGAAACGCCACCAUACUCGACUCUUCUGUGCUGAUCGCAAUGAGAGGGUGGGUCGUAGUGGAAACAUUCCGGCGGGUACGACAGUAGACACCGAUAUCACACACCCAUAUGAGUUUGACUUUUACCUCUGCAGUCAUGCUGGAAUACAGGGCACCAGCCGACCAUCUCACUACCACGUCCUGUGGGACGACAACUGCUUCACUGCUGAUGAGUUCCAGCUGCUCACUUAUCAGUUGUGCCACACAUACGUGCGCUGUACCCGCUCCGUCUCCAUCCCUGCGCCAGCAUACUACGCCCACCUGGUGGCCUUCCGUGCCCGCUACCAUUUAGUGGACAAAGAACAUGACAGCGCCGAGGGCAGCCACGUCUCCGGGCAGAGUAAUGGCCGGGAUCCCCAGGCGCUCGCCAAAGCCGUGCAAAUUCACCAUGACACCCUGAGGACCAUGUACUUUGCCUGAGCCAGCCCACAUUAAGCCCAUAUUCAACCAGUCAUGCACUCAAACCAACAACCACAUACACAGUUACAUCUCCCUCAUGUCUGUGCAUCCUGAAGGGUCGGUCUCUAUGGUGAUGGAAGCACCGCCACCCCGCCCAGAAAAUCUGGACCUGACACUGUGCAGCAGGAAAAGACAGGGCCUACACGCAGGUUUUAGGAAGCAGACCUGCGUUAAUUCGCAAAGUGGACCUCAGCACUAUUAUGCAAUAUUAAUCCAGCCGACUGCGGCCGUUCUCUCAUUUCCCCUCAAAAAUAACUAAAAGGGAAGCUCGUCUAGGUCCCCUCUCCUUUUCCUGUUUGUAAACGUAAUGUUAAAUUUCUUUCCCUGCCCUUUACAUCUCGUACCUCAACGUUUCCAAACAGCACUUUUCCCCUGUUAUCUCCCAAGAUGAGAUUUAAUGGAAGCAGAUAGAAAGACCAUGAAGGAAGUUGAGGAACGCCUGCUGUCAGACUGAAAAUAUGCCACCACACAGUCUACUACGUUUUAUCAAUGUACUCUUCUCCAGUUCUCAAUUAUUUUUGUAGCCAAUGGUGACUUAAGGAAGUGUUCAAGUGUCAAUUGUGAAGAACCAAUUGUGCGUUAGCAUUUUAAAACCGAAAAAAGAUUUAUUGUUAGAAAAGUGCCAUUGCCAGUCGUAAAGUCCUUUUGCUAAUUGUUUUAUUUCAAAGCAAAUAUAUGAUUUUACGCUCUGUAAUAUCUACCUGGAGUGGCCCUGAACACUGUCUGUAAGCUUUCACGUACUGCAACGCAAAGUUAUCAUGUUAUGAUUAAUGCUUUUAUUUAUGUUCCAAAACUUUAUCCUUUUUAUAUAUUUUUUUAAACACCCAAGUUCCCUCCAAUCUUGUUUUCAAUGCAGUUCUGAACAGAUUAGACUUGUUCCCUUCCGUCUCAGUUUGAAAUGCAUAGUCCUUGAUAUAUGACAGAUCUCAUUGUUGCUAUCAUAGUUUAGUGCAAUAAUCCAUUAGCAGAUUGAGAACACCUCCUCUGCGAAGACUCAAGGUUCGCUGGAAGUUUGUAGCGGAAGUGUGCGAUCGGAAGAGGCGAUUUAGGAGAGUUAUGGCAACAGAAAGCGAGUGAUGUGCAUUGAGGCUGGUUUUUAAGGUGGAGGUGUGCAUGUUUGGCACUUAUGUUGAGCUAUAUUUUUAUUUUACUUCAGUAGGGUCGUUUCUUGAAGAUUGACCAUGGAUGAGAGACUGUAACAAGUGCCUGCUUCUAGAAAUGGUUGAUGUGGGAAGUAAAAAAUAACGAACGCAUCUCAUUUAGUCUGACCAAGGGCACAGUUGCAAACACAUUCAACUGUACUGCCUUAAUUAAAUCUGUUAAAGUGAGCCAGAGCGGUUUUGCUGGUUUAAUCAUACACUUAUGUUAUGAUGGUUCAACACGAGUUUCAACGCCCUGCCUGUUCAAAGGAUUUCGCUGCUAUUGUACUUGUCAAAGUAAGACCGACUGAGCCAUGCUUCAGUUGGCAGCUUUGGGCACAUGUUCACGGAGAAGCUCCAAGAGCACCUGAUAUGUGCUUAUUCACUGGAGGGCCAAUAGAGGUCAGUAUAGUAUUUUACUUGAAGAGUGUAUCUCGGUGCAAUGAGCUCGAGUGCCUUUCUUUCUCCAUGCCCCAUCUGAAGCAUGUCCAGCUAUGUAAUGACAGUUAACUGCACUAAACAAUUCAUAAAGAGUGGUGCUAUUAGGUGCGGCCCAUGGAAGCAUCGGAAAUGGGCAGAGACGUCAUUCAUAAGGUGGGAACAUGGGAUGCUUAAAUGGUGCUGGUUGCUUAUUUCUCUCCUUAUGUCAGGACAUAUAUUUAAUUUUUAGAUUUGUUCUGUUUAUUUGGAUAUUAAAUGAUUUUGCAUAAAAUGGUACAGUAAAAUGGCCACUCAGAAUAAGAUUACGGUCAAUUGCACAAAGCACUACACCAUAAAACAUGUAAUGAAUGUUUCCCCUCUUUACAAUUGACUGCCUCUGACAUUUCAAAAGUGACCUAAAACCUUUUCAAUAACAAUUUCAAUCCCUUUAAAACGGUAAACUAUAUUUACAAUAUGUAAUCCAAGUUUAGUUACUUAAGUUCAUAAGCAUAAAUUAAUAAUACCUAUAAUAAUGUUUUACUGCUAAUGAGGAUAAGAUUGGAACCGAUGCACCAGGUUGUUUUGUGGGUACCCAGAAGGGCAUGUUUUCCGUCUCUGAGGCCUUGUCUUUUCACUCGAGAGUUUUAAGCAAUUUUGUGAGCAUCUGUGAGGUUUAAAACGGUCGGCCACUGAAAUUGUGCCCUUUUAAUUAUACCUUCCUUAAUGAAACCACUAUUGGUCAUCGGAAGUUAAACCAACUGUGUGUGGAUGCCAAACAACUGUCAGUUUAAGGAGUAAUCUUGACGAUGUGUCAUGCUAAUCGUUUUUUUAUAGUUAUAACUUCGUAAAUACUAAUACUGGCCUCUUAUUCUGAUAAAAGGUCACUUUUAAAGGAAAAGUCCAGCCAUAACUGAUCAUUUUGUCAUUUUCAUUUACAUAUUAUAAACCCGUACAAGGUCUUUAUUGAACUAUAUUUUUAGAUUUUUCUGCCAGGCUCUAAAAAGGACAUAAAAGUGUCUUUUAAGUUAUCCAAAUGACUUGUGCUUAUUAUUCCAAGUCAUUUAAAGUAAUUCGGCAGCUAUGUGUGAGUAACAAACUAACGUUUAAGCCGUUAUUCGCCGAGAAUCUUUCCCUCCGCCUUCGCUCUCAAAUCUCAUUUCCACUUCUGCAUAUUCAAACAUGACAUGAUGGGUAACAUGAGAACCAUUUGCAUUCUGUAUUUUUGACGUCAAACCUGCAAGGACGCCAGGUGGUUUGUCUUAAAGCUCCAGAUUCAAAUGUGCUCAAGCGUGAAUGAGACUUAAGAGAUGUGAUAGAGGGAAAUAUGUUCAGCAAAUAGCAAAAACUUUGGUAUUUGUCACUCAAAGCUAUCUUACGGCGUCAGAAGCAAGUCAUACGGGUUAAGAAUGACAUGAGGGUGAGUAAAUGAUGACCGAAUUUCAUUAAUGUGUAAACUAUCGAAGGAUCAAUACAUUUUAAUUGGAGUUUGUAUUAAGGAUUGAGCGCCUUUUUAUUGCCGUUGUAAAGGAAGAUGUUUACAGUGUUCGCUUGAAUUAUUGACUCGGCCUGUAGCGGCUUCCGUUAUCCAUUGAAAUGAUGGUCUCGUAUAACCAAAUUGCUUAAGAUUGUCCACAAACGAAAGGCAACUUAUUUUGCCUUGUCCUAUUAUCUCUGAUGUUUGAGCUUUAGGGAGGGUCUUAUUUUAUGUUCUAAUACGUAAUGUGAGUUCAAAGUAGAAAGUGCCUUUUCUUAUGAUGGUGCUGAAUUAUCUGAAACUAAAGUGAGUGAACAAAGAGCAUAUUAGUCUUAUUCUUACCUUGAAGGUGUGCACACAUGCAAACUUAUUUUUAUCUCGAUCAGGAGGCUCUUUGUACAUUCAGAUAUUACAAUGACAACAUAUAUGCCAAGCGUAUGAACGAAGGUUGAGCCCUGAAUCGCACUGUAUUAGGAUUCUGGACCAAUGGAAGUAUUUAUCUAGUUGAAUGUGCUCCUAUGAUAUAGCCUGAUCCCGGAGAGGAAAGCUCAGUAUAGCACUUUAAAAACUGCCACCCAAACAAAAGUCAAAGUGCUUUGCUCUCCUUUUAUAUCCCUAGAAGCCCCUUUUUCAUGUACUCCAGCAAAAGACGUUCUCUAGUGCUUGAAAUCUUUGCUGAGGGUGACUUGAACAAGAUUAGUAUGAUUUAUAGAGUUUUGAAGGUUUAUGCAGGGCACAGUUGUUGUCUUUUAGACCCCAUAGUGUCAUUUGUUUUUAGUGGUUGGUCGCUCUCAAUGUGCAAUGGCCCGUAUUAACUUCAAUGAAUAUAGUAUAUGUUUUAUACACAUUUAUGACCCCCAUGGCUUGUAUUUGGCUCAUGGGUGCCUUGGGGUCCAGGAGGACAUACCUCGAUGAGAAAUCUCAAAAACUCUGCACUUCUCUUACCAUAGUAUGCUGCAAAUAUUAUAUGAAAGAAACGGCAAAGAGGUGAAUCUCAUGAAUGAAUGAAUGUCCCGGUCAUAUUUUACCCCAAAAGCAAAGGGGGGAAUUAAAGAAAAUGAAACCUAUUUUUAAGACCAUUAUUUUUUUAUUUUGAUAUUAUUUUCAUGGCGAAUAAACGACUUUAUCAUUAUGCAAAAAAAAAAAAAUAAAAAAUUUUGCUUUAUUGCAAUGUGCAAAAGUAUUUAUUCAUCAUGGAUAUGUUGUAAUUGUAAUAGUAAAUGGUUUAAAUAAAAAGAUAAUUGUAUUAAAGUCAUUUGUACUGCACAACUAAAAGUAUACCAUGAAAAUAUUUAUUAACGUAAAUUAUUCUAUUACAAUAAUGUGAAUCGGCAUUAAAAAUAAUGUGAAUUACGAAAACUAUGAAUUGUUAAACAUCCGGACAUAUUACAGUAAUGAGAAUCGGCAUUAAAAAUAGUGCAAAUUUUUAAAAAAACAUAAUGUCCAGAUGCAUUGCACCCUGUGUACACCAGACACGAGUGGCGCAUCGCAUCAAAAGCUCAUCUUUCUCAUAAUUUUCAGUGACUCUAGCGUCUGUUGCGGCGCGUCACGUCGACAAUAACUGUUCCAUUUUGCGCUGCCGCUACUCCUGCAAACAGACAAUGAAACAGUUUAAACGUUCACUUUGGAGUCGUGAGUUUGAAUCCAGGGCGUGCUGAGUAAUUCCAGCCAGGUCUCCUAAGCAACCAAAUUGGCCCGGUUGCUAGGGAGGGUAGAGUCACAUGGGGUAACCUCCUCGUGGUCGCUAUAAUGUGGUUCUCGCUCUCGGUGGGGUGUGUGAUGAGUUGUGCGUGGAUGCCGCGGAGAAUAGCGUGAAGCCACCACAUGCACUAGGUCUCCGUGGUUACACGCUCAACAAGCCACAUGAUAAGAUGCGCGGAUUGACGGUCUCCGACGCGGAGGCAAAUGAGAUUCGUCCUCCACCACCCGGAUUGAGGCGAGUCACUACGCCACCACGAGGACUUGGAGCGCAUUGGGAAUUGGGCGUUCCAAAUUGGGGAGAAAAAUCCUCUUAUGCAAAAUUAUAAGCAAAAAACUUUUGCUUUUGAUGUGAAUUGUGGCCUGGAUGUGAUUUUGUGGGAUUCACCCAAAUAUUAAUUUGAUAACCGUAUAAUGCUUUAUUAAUGCCUGACAAUAUCCUUUUAGAUGAAGCGGUUUAUUGGAAAGAAAAGUAAUAGUUGUUUUUAAAUCAUAACACGUAUCGUUUCUUUUCUUUAUUGAGCCAACUUUUAUUUUGUUGUCCUAUUUAAAUGUUUUUUUUUUUCUUCUUUUGAUAUAUUGGAAAUAUAUAUGGGAAUUAUUUAAUGGUGUAUUUAUUGAGGGAGUGCUUAAAGCGGCUGGAGUCUCCGCAUUGUUGGCCAGAGUUACGUGGGGGUUAAGGGGGUUCGUGGGGUGGAAGCCUACCUCUCAUCACCAACCAACCCUCGACUUCCUCUUAUACACAAGCACAACCACAGGGUGGGCAGGGGUGGCACAAUCCUACGGAAUGUUUGGAUCUUUCACGAAUUGUCUUUCGAGAUUGUCCACCAUUUGACAUCCAAAACUCAUUCUUCAGCUCUCCAGCAAAGAGGCUCGGCACGUCCCACACGUUGCAUCUCGUCUCUUUAAGAGGAGAACCACACUGACUUAGUUAUUCCAAAAAAAAAAAAAAAAAGCUUAUGUUUUUCAUUUAGAGCUGCUAAACUCUUAGCCAUACAAGUUUCCCCAGCUUGAGGGUGAACUAGAAGGAUGUUUUGUUUUCUCUCGGUGCACCCGGUGCUUUUUACGAAGUGUGAAUCGAAUAAUGGUAUUUGUCCUUCGUCGUUUGCUUUGUUCAAUUAUCUUCAUGCCAGAGCCUUUGGAAGAGAAGGGGUCCCAUUCCACUCAGAUUUAUAAAUAUAAAUAUAUAUAUAUAUAUAUAUAUAUAUAUAUAUAUGAGCCUUAGCCUUAACGGUAUUCUUUUGUUUUCAUAUUCAACUUCAAAUGUUUAAAAUUGCUUAAGUUGUGCGUAGAGAAGCAUACUAACUCCCUUGUUGCAUCUUGGUUCUCUUUUUAAACCACUAAUUGUGCGACGUUAACAAGUCCUGAUGUGUGCGAAUGUAAUCGCUCUCAGUCCGGCAAGAGCAGGGCAAAACGUCCGUACGCGAGAGACCGGUGUCUGUAUUUCGAAUCGUGUUGUCACUUUCCAGGGGGACAGAGGCAUUGAGCUCCUGCGAAGUUGCACCAAAACCGGUGACCGAAUGCACGUCAAUUCCUACAAAUGUUUACAAAACAGUUUACCGAAACGCCAAGCUCCAGCAUUCCAAAAAAGGACUGUGAACCAUCAAACGCCAACGAAUGGCGAGUCUGUCAAUUCUCCAUUUCUUACGCAAAGAUGAGUGAUGCUUGCACCAAAUACCAUUUCACGUCUCUUCGUACUAGAAGACGACUUCCGUGAUUUUUGUCGUCUUUCAAUGCAUAUGAAGAGCCAAAGUACAGUCGUUCCUGUCAGUGUGAGUUAAUAUCAUCAUGUUAUCCGACCGGUAUCUCGUCUCAAACCAGGAGCUCUGUGGCUCUGUCCUCCCUUCUCUCCUCUCCGUGUUUGCAAAGAGUCUCUCUUAUGUACCAAGGGAUCUUUCGUUUACCUUGAAAUGUCUUUCUUUGUUUUAUAAUAAUCUCUUUGUAGAUCAAUGGCCUUUUAGUGUUGCUUUGCUUCAGUUUGGAGUGUAUCUUUCACUAAUACUUGCAAUAAAAAGCUUUGCUUUUGAAUCACGGACUUGAUGUUUUUACUUUACAUGCCUCGGUUGCAUUACAGACAAGAUCACAAUGUUUUUAAGCGU